CGAGUGACCGAGACUCCUCGUUUCAUGUGAUGAGUAGUGCAUGCGAGGAUUCGUGUCCUUGGACAAACUAUCUGUCGGAGGCGAUCAAUAGAUGCGUGGUCAACUUGUUAACGUUACUGUCCGAGACUUUCGGGUUAACCUACAAUUCGAACGACGUCGUUAUCGAUGACGAGGCGUCGUUAAAGUUCCGCGAAUUUUUCCACGAAUUAGUAGCGUUGCUAUCGUUCGACGAGUUCCAGCUACAGCUGCUCAAAAUCUUCCUAUUGACAUUUGCUUUUAGCGUGGCAUUGAUCUUUGUUGCUUGGCACAUUUACGGCUCCCGAAUCACGGAACAAUUUAUGAAAGCGGGUAAUCUCUCAGCGAGAAGUGUAUUCCGAUAUCACGUAUAUAUCGAGAUAUCUAAUUGAACGUAGUAAUGAUUAUGGAUUGGUUAAAAAGCUGACUGAAAAGCUUUUCGAGCAGGUUCAAGUAAUUUCAAGUAAUUUUAUGUUUCAGGUGUCUCCGCGGAAGAUUGCAGUCUAUCGCUCUAGUAAGACGUUGGAUAUCGUUGCUCUAAUUAUUUAUUAGACAUGGC
This is a messenger RNA of Ooceraea biroi (clonal raider ant), 574 nucleotides long. RefSeq lists its product as uncharacterized. The record is from RefSeq and is a predicted model, not a curated record. NCBI's taxonomy places the organism in Eukaryota, Metazoa, Arthropoda, Insecta, Hymenoptera, Formicidae.